This is a messenger RNA of Peniophora sp. CBMAI 1063, 243 nucleotides long. NCBI's taxonomy places the organism in Eukaryota, Fungi, Basidiomycota, Agaricomycetes, Russulales, Peniophoraceae. The record is from the annotation of a GenBank genome assembly.
AUGUCGUCCCGCCCGAAGCAAUCCAUGAGCGAGCUCAAGCUCCGCCGCCUACUCGAGCAUAACCAACGCCUGCGCGAUGACCUGGCACGGCCCCGCAUCCGUGUAUCCGAGGCGAGCGCAAGCCUGAUCCGGUAUUGCAAGACGACAAAGGACCACCUGGUACCUUCAGUGUGGGGUCCGGUCGGACGAAACGAGGACCCAUACGCACCGCAACAAUCUGGCGGGUGCUGUACCGUGCAAUGA